Molecule: messenger RNA, 372 nt
Organism: Carlito syrichta (Philippine tarsier)
Lineage: Eukaryota; Metazoa; Chordata; Mammalia; Primates; Tarsiidae
Gene: DPEP2NB
Exons: 2
Coding region: 1-372 (123 amino acids)
Source: RefSeq, a predicted model, not a curated record
AUGUCUGACCGGAUCUUCUAUAUUCACUCUAACCUGUCCUCUGUUCCCUGGGAGGGCAGUACAGCAGCAGCAGUGCCUCCCAUUUCUCCCCCUACACCUGGUCACUACCAUGUCCUGUAUCGAGGGUAUGGAGAAACCCAGGUAGGUUGGCAUGGGGAGACAUACUGCCUGGUUGGCAGCUACCGGGUCUAUGGAGAUGCUCCUGUGGCCACCCCAGCAAAGGCUGAAGCAGAGAAUCCAGCCCCCAGACGAGCUCCCAAGAGGCAUCAGGAUCUGGCAGGGUCAGAUGAAGUUCUAGGUUGCCCUAGCCCCAAAAUUCGGAACUUACAGCAUGGUGGCAGGAGGCAGACCCCACAGAAGCUUGCUGCCUGA